This is a messenger RNA of Pyrus x bretschneideri (Chinese white pear), 1051 nucleotides long. RefSeq lists its product as uncharacterized. Lineage: Eukaryota; Viridiplantae; Streptophyta; Magnoliopsida; Rosales; Rosaceae. The coding region runs from base 100 to 810 and encodes 236 amino acids. The record is from RefSeq and is a predicted model, not a curated record. Gene Ontology annotation, molecular function: nucleic acid binding. The transcript has 6 exons.
CUUUCUCGAAACGAUAAUCACCGUCCUCACCCCUUGGUACUCAGUAGAGCAGAGACACUGACGCCGCGCCACUGUGAAUCUCCAAAAGAGAGAGCGAAAAUGUCGAAGCUCGGUCUUCUCCGCGCCGUAAUCACGUCAAACCUCGCCGUACGUACGGCCGUGCGGCAGAACCGCGGCCUCCCUAUGCUCCUCGGCGAACCGGCGAGACGGUUCUCGACGGAAGCCGAAAACCCGCCUCAGAACUCCCCGCCGUCUGAUCAGCCACAGGAUGCUUCACCGAUCGAACCAUUUCUCCAAACCCCAACCACAGGUUUGGUGUAUGGGAAGCUGCUUGGAAUCUCGAGGUAUACGCUGAAGACCGAUGUCGUGAAUAUGCUGGAGGGCUGUAAUUUGAGCCUGGAGGAUGUCAAAGUUGAUUACAAUCGGGCCUUCACGCCGAUGGGAAUGGUAGUGCAAUUCCGGUCAUGGAAGGCUUUUGAUAAUGCAGCUAGGGUGAUUUCCAGGAAGGGCCGCCUGUAUAAAUUGGAGAGGGCUAACCGAUCGCUGUGGGACAAUCUUACUCCCCAUGAUGGAAAAACUGUUUUAUUGCAAGGAAUUCCUCAAACUGCUGCUCCAGAAGAUGUAGAACGGUUUUUGUCUGGUUGUGAAUACGAUUCGUCUUCCCUCCAGAUAAUUUUCAGGUCUUUCCCAGAACCCUCUAAAUUUGCGACUGUUCGCUUUCCGUCUCAAACCGAGGCAAUGAAUGCAUUCCUUGCGAAGAACAAAGGCUUCUGUCAGAAUGGUCAAAUUUUGAUGCGCGUUCUCCAGUAAUCCUGGUUUGUUGGUUCCCUUUGUCAGAAGAAUUGCUAUGAGACAUGAUAAAAUGAGAAUAGGAUUAUGUAGUAUCAUGUCGUUAUGCGGCACUUUAGGAAUUUGCAUGGUAUACGAUAUGUCUUUUUAUGAGGCCGUGUUUUUAUUUACUGGAUUCAACUCAGGAGUAGAAAUGUGUUCAUUCCUUAUGCAGGAAUGGGUAUUCCAUUCUUUCUUUUAAUCCCAAGUCCUGUUGCUAAUA